Molecule: messenger RNA, 1066 nt
Organism: Anastrepha obliqua
Lineage: Eukaryota; Metazoa; Arthropoda; Insecta; Diptera; Tephritidae
Gene: kappaB-Ras
Product: NF-kappa-B inhibitor-interacting Ras-like protein
Exons: 2
Coding region: 87-752 (221 amino acids)
Biological process (GO): canonical NF-kappaB signal transduction
Molecular function (GO): GTP binding; GTPase activity
Source: RefSeq, a predicted model, not a curated record
GUUGAAAGUUUAUCAACAAAUAAGCACACAUAAAAUAAAUCACUGAAAUUACAAAUCACAGUGUUAACAAAUCAAAUUGUAGAAAUAUGUUAACUGCCAAGAUUGGUAAAGUGGGCAAAGUGCUGAUAUGUGGCAUGAAAGGGGUCGGCAAAACGUCGCUGCUGGAGCAAUUAAUUUAUGGCAACGUCACAAUGGACACGGAAAUUCAUCCCACUAUUGAGGAUAUAUACGUGGCUAGUGUGGAUACGGGACGUGGCGGUGCUCGAGAAACUCUUCGCAUUUACGAUAGCGCCGGCCUACAGGGAAAGGGUCAACUACCACGCCACUAUCUCUAUUUUCCCGAUGGUUAUGUGUUGGUCUAUGAUCCUACAGAUCCCAGCAGCUUGGAUAUGUUGGCUGAUAUCAAAAUUGAUAUCGACCGCAAUAAGGAGAAAAAGGAUAAUGUAGCAAUAAUUGUGUUGGCGAAUAUGAGAGCUCGUAACAGACGUGAAUCACCUGCGUCGCCGCCAACUCAAGUGAUACAACCACAAGUACAACAGCAACAGCCCGAUCCUGUAGAAUCUGUUUUAAAUCGAGCGAAUAGUUGGUGUGCACGUGAACGUAUAAAGCAUUACACGGUAAAUGCAAUGGAACGCCCGUCGCUAUAUGAACCAUUUAUAGCUUUAUGUGCACGUUUGCAUCCACCACCGACAAAGAGUAGCUUCCCACAACUGCGUCAGGUGAUGCAGAAAACGCAGAAGAGUGAUAGCUAGGACGGGGAAUCGGAUGGCGGCGGUGACAAUAUGCUAUGGUGUAUUGCUGGCUGCCAGCGAAUCGGCGGUGGGGGUGGUGGGCAGUAAUGCAAAAUCAACUGUAUUGUAAAGUAUUAAAAUGUACAUUCAUACAUAUGCAAAUGUGAGUCCGUUAAAAGGACCUAUAUGCACUCAUUUGUGUUGGUGGGUACACAUUUCGAUAAUCUCAAAUUUUCUACAAUAUUAGUACUUAAUUAUUAAUUAACGUGUGCAAGAUAUCUCCAUUAUAAAUGGCACUUAAAGUAAAUAAAAUAAAUAUACGCAUAACAAAAUAA